AUGUGGAAGUUCCGGUCAGUCUUUGGGCUGUUCUGUUUUGUCCUGCUUUGCUCGUCGACAACUUUAACCGGUGGUCGGAGUUCUAAGAGAAGGUGGCAGACGCUUCACGGUUCUGCUCCCCUUGUCAUAGCCAAUGGUGGAUUUUCCGGUAUAUUUGCCGACUCCAGUAGUGUCGCUUAUUCACUUGCGGUCCAAUCCGGUUUGCCGAAUCUACUCGUUUCGUGCGAUUUGAUGCUCACGAAAGACGAUCAUGGAAUUUGCUUCCCCAAUAUCAUGCUACAAAACUCGUCAGACAUCGAUUUCGUGUAUCCUAACAGGAGCAGCUCUUACAUUGUCAAUGGCGUCCAGACGAAAGGAUUCUUUUCCGUCGAUUUUAACUAUGAGGAACUUGGCAGUGUGUCUUUGACACAAGGGAUUUAUUCUCGGCCGCCAAAUUUUGAUUACUGUGGACUGCAAAUUACGACUCCUGAUGAGUUCAUAGAUCUAUCGCCAUCGCAACCAUCCGGAGUAUGGUUGAAUAUACCGUAUGACAAAUUUUUCACCCAGCAUGGUUUGAACAUGAGUAAAUAUGUUGUGGAUCUACUCAAAACAUCAGCUGGGGUUGGUAUUAAGUAUGUUUCAUCACCGGAGGUGGACUUCCUGACACGUCUCAGAAAAGGAGUGGGAAGGAGAAAGCUCGUUUUCCAGCUUUUGGGUCCCAAUGAAACGGAGCCCACGACCAACCGGACGUACGCCUCGUUUUUGAGCAAUCUGGAGGAGAUUAGAGAGUUUGCUGAUGGGAUUGUUGUUCAGAAAAGUUAUGUGUGGGCAGUGGACAAAGAGCAGUAUUUAAUGAACUAUACCUCACUCGUGUCGGAUGCUCAUCGUGCGGGUUUGGAGGUUUUUGCGUCUGGUUUUGCAAAUGAUGCACAAUUACCGUAUAACUACAGCUACGACCCUGUUUCGGAGUACCUAUCGUUUAUUGAUAAUGGUGUGUUUUGUGUUGAUGGUGUGCUUUCUGACUUCCCGCUUACCCCAUCUGCAACCAUAGCAAAUCCUUGUUUGCCUUUGUCAGCAAACUUUACGAUUAUUGCAAACGAGGGAGCAAAUGGAGACUAUCCCGGUUGUACGGAUGUAGCAUAUGAAAAAGCUGUAUCUGACGGUGCAAAUAUACUGCGCUGCCCUGUUCAAAUCACGAACGAUGGAGUGCCUAUUUGCUUGGGAUCCAUCAACCUCUUCAACGGAACAAAUGUUGUUCAAUCUCCUUACUUGAACCGAGCAGCUGAUAAUCAUGAGCUGGGCAUAAAGGGAGGACUUUUCGUCUAUAAUUUCACAUGGACCGAAAUUAAAACCUUGAGACCUCAAAUUUCGAGUCCGUAUAAAGAUGGGUUUGGCCUAUUCCGGAAUCCAAGAGCAAUAAAUGAUGGGAAGUUGAUGCAGCUAUCCGAUUUCCUGGCAUUCGCAAACAGUCAAUCGUCUGUGUCCGGGGUCAUGAUCAGCAUCGAGAACGCAGCAUACCUAGCGGAGAAGCAGGGCUUAAGCGUGACUGAUGCAGUGAAUGACGCCCUGAAGGGGACCACCUCAAAGAGGGUCCUUAUUGAGUCGAGCGACAGCUCAGUCCUGAUGAAAAUGAGCCGUGAAAGGUACGAGAUGGUGUACGUUGUGGACGAGGAUGUGAGUGACGUGGCAGAGUCGACCAUCUCGGAGAUACGCGGGUUUGCUGGGUCGGUAAUCGUGUCCAAGAGAUCGGUGUACCCGACUGACGCGUUUUUUGUGAUUGGGGAGACGGACUUGGUGGAGAGGCUGCAGAAGUCGAACCUCACAGUUUACGUGCGCCUCUUCCGUAACGAAUUCCUGGCCCAACCCUGGGACUUCUUAUCCGACCCUUACUUUGAGAUCAACAGCUAUGUUUCCAAAGGGAUCAACGGUCUCAUCACCGACUUCCCAGCCACCCCCAACAAAUACGCAAGGAAUCGGUGUUUAAAGUACAGCGCCAGCGACAGGCCAUUGUACAUGCAAUCAGUACAAGUGGGUGGUCUUAUGCAACUGAUGACAACACAAAGCCGUCCACCAGCCGAGGCUCCAAUCCCUGUCCUCACGGAUGAUAAUGUGACCGAGCCUCCUCUGCCGUCAGUGGUCGUGAGGCGGCCCACCCCUCCUCCGCUGCCUCCUCCUGCCAUGGCUCCCACUCCCUCCCAACACAGUGGACAACCGACACUUGUCACCAACACGGCCCUCGCCGCUGUGCUUAUGCUUGCCGCCUCCGUGUGGUGA
Molecule: messenger RNA, 2253 nt
Organism: Striga hermonthica
Lineage: Eukaryota; Viridiplantae; Streptophyta; Magnoliopsida; Lamiales; Orobanchaceae
Source: the annotation of a GenBank genome assembly